Helicoverpa zea (corn earworm) is the source of this 1436-nucleotide messenger RNA. Its product is annotated as leucine carboxyl methyltransferase 1. The transcript is spliced from 3 exons. The record is from RefSeq and is a predicted model, not a curated record. Gene Ontology annotation, molecular function: protein C-terminal leucine carboxyl O-methyltransferase activity. Gene Ontology annotation, cellular component: cytosol. NCBI's taxonomy places the organism in Eukaryota, Metazoa, Arthropoda, Insecta, Lepidoptera, Noctuidae. Gene Ontology annotation, biological process: C-terminal protein methylation. The coding region runs from base 197 to 1153 and encodes 318 amino acids.
GACAAUAAUAUGACAUUCAUCAGUUGUCAUCAUCACUAUUUACUUUUAAUAAAAGCAUGAAAAUAUUUUUAUUCUAGUCUCCACAAUUUAUCUAUCUGAGUGUGAAGAACUGAAAACUUUUCUAACAUCCUGUAAUGUUUUGCAGAGUAAUUAUAUAAUUUGUAGGGUCGUGACGAAAACAUUUGGAUUUUUCAAAAUGGAUAGCAUAAAGUCAUGGACGGCGGAGGAUGAGGCAAUAAUUGCGACGAAUAUUGAUGCUACGGAGUGUAAGCGGUGCGCUGUGGAGCUCGGCUACUGGAAGGACGAUUACAUAUCGUAUUUUAUUCGGCAUGCUGACCGAAAGGCGCCCGAGAUCAACCGAGGGUACUACGCACGAGUCAGGGCUAUGGAGAUAUUCAUCCAUCAGUUCCUAGAGCGCUGUGGCACAAAAUGUCAGAUAAUUAACUUGGGCUGUGGUUUUGACACAUUGUUCUGGCGCCUUAAAGACACAACCAAUGCAGUAAGCAACUUUAUAGAACUGGACUUCCCAGCUGUUACAUCAAAAAAAUGCCAAAUAAUUAAGCGAAAUAAACAACUGCUUCAAAAAAUCGCAAACGAAGACGGCGAGGUGAUGAUCCGCGCGGGCGACCUGCACGCCGACGGCUACCACCUGGUGGGCUGCGACCUGCGCUGCCUCGGCUCCGUGCGGCGCGCGCUGACGGCCGCCGGCGCCGCCGACGCGCUGCCCGCGCUGCUGCUGGCCGAGUGCGUGCUGGUGUACCUGCGCGGCGACGCGGCCGACGCGCUGCUGGCGCACCUGGCGGCCGCCUUCCCGCGCGCCGCGCUGCUGGUGUACGAGCAGUGCGGCCUGGGCGACAAGUUCGGCGAGGUCAUGGUGCGCAACCUGGCGGCGCGCGGCUGCGUGGUGGCGGGCGGGCGCCUGCGCGCGGCGCCGGCCGAGCAGGCGGCGCGGCUGGUGGCGCUGGGCUGGGACGCGGCGCGCGCGUGGGACAUGACGGCCGUGUGGCGCUCGUUCCCCGACGAGGACCGCGCGCGCGUGGAGGCGCUGGAGCCGCUGGACGAGCGCGAGCUGCUGCAGCAGCUGCACGCGCACUACGCGCUCACCGUGGCCACGCGCGGCGACAUCUUCGCCGACAUGGACCUGAACGCGUAGGCGCCGCUGCCGCGUUAUAUCGAAAUUAAAGUAUUACUAAAAUUGAUAUAGUUCAGAGUUCAGAGCGUCAAUAGACAACGUUUGUGUCCUCGGCGCGAAAUACUAGCAGUAUCUAUAUUAUUUCUGUACAAUCGUCGUAAUUUAUUAACUGUAAAUUAGUAUUCACGCCCAAGUGUGUAUUGUGUACCAAUAUCAAUGGUAAAAACGAGCAGCCAGUUUGUAAAACAGGAAGCUUUGAUGUAAAAAUACUUAUAUUGAAAUAAACUCCUAUAUUAUGAAUGUA